ACGAAACGUAGAAACGUGAAAGUCAAUAGGAAGCAAGACCAGAACUUAAACAUGGCCGAUACAUCAAAGAAUGUUGAAAACUGCGAAGAGGAUAAUUCAGUCACUAUGCUGGAUGUUUUGCAAGAAGCAAACCAGCUUGAAGAAGAUGCCAAUGCUGUAUUAGGAGCAUCCGAUGACGGUAGCUGUACUUAUAAUAAGUGCAAAGCAGUCGAGAAUAAAGAAAACAAAUACAACCAAAACUUCAAGGGAGUCUACUGUACCUGUUCAAGACCGUACCCAGAUCCUGAAGAUACGAGUGAUGAUGAAAUGCUGCAGUGUGUGAUUUGUGAGGAUUGGUAUCACUCCAAGCAUUUGGGUAGUCCCGAAGAAGAGAUACCCGAGGACGAUUCAUUCGAGGAAGUUAUUUGCAAGGAUUGCAUGAGUAAGCAUGAUUUUCUCAGGAAUUACGCCGCCAAGUAUUCCUCUAGCAAAACAAAGAAGAAUUCUGUAAAUAACAAAGAGGAUGUUGACGUUACAAGCCCACCCUCAGAAACAUGUACAAUGCCAGAAAAACCGUCCACGGAAAAAACUGGAGCUUGUUUCUGGAUUGAAGGCUGGCGCUCAUUACUCUGUGUUUGUGAAAAUUGCAAAAAAUUGUACAAAGAACAACAGGUUAGUUUUCUUCUUGAUCCAACUGACAGUGUACAGGCUUACGAGGAAGCUGGCAAAGUUGGAUCCAGUGAGUCUCAGUAUGAAAAAGGCAUGAAAGCUUUGGCGUCGCUUGGACAUGUUCAGCAGGUGAACGCCAUCGAAGAGUACAAUAAUAUGAAAGAAAGACUGAAGGAAUAUUUACAAAAGUUUGCUGAAAAUAAAAAAGUCGUCCGUGAAGAAGACAUUAAAGAAUUUUUCUCAGGAAUGGCGUCUAAUAAAAAAUCUAAAGUUAUUGUACCAUCAUUUUGUCGCUAA
Messenger RNA from Cotesia congregata, 945 nucleotides. NCBI's taxonomy places the organism in Eukaryota, Metazoa, Arthropoda, Insecta, Hymenoptera, Braconidae. The record is from the annotation of a GenBank genome assembly.